Schistocerca gregaria is the source of this 1756-nucleotide messenger RNA. It is a transcript of the gene wbl, whose product is annotated as endoplasmic reticulum resident protein 29. The transcript is spliced from 2 exons. Lineage: Eukaryota; Metazoa; Arthropoda; Insecta; Orthoptera; Acrididae. Bases 443 to 1174 code for a protein of 243 amino acids. The record is from RefSeq and is a predicted model, not a curated record. Gene Ontology annotation, biological process: protein secretion. Gene Ontology annotation, cellular component: endoplasmic reticulum lumen; endoplasmic reticulum.
AUUUUAUUUUAUUGUUCGGCCUCAAACAGCUCUUUUGCAGUAAAUGAAAUACACAUUUGUAUGAAAUACACCAACACAUUCAGUUGUACUAAGAAUUUGUAGGCGACUGACUUUGCCGCAUUUACCUCGCUGUCUGCAUUUUUUUUUUUUUUACUUUUUUGUUUUUCUUUAUCUGGUGAUUAUAUGUGUUAGCUGCGCCGAGUAACUAAUGGCGACAGAUGUAAAAACAACGAAAUUCUCAUUGACACAAUUUCAGUCAUAGGCAAUAAAUCUGUUUCAGAUUCUCUUCGUAUGAGCUUGAAAAUACGUGAUUUCGAGACUUCUUAUUGUAUUGUUGAUUUGUGUUGGCUACCCUGUUUGUUUCAACUGACGUGUCUGUACGCGAAAAGGUUUGAUAAGGAGGCGGCGAAGUAGUUGUAUUGUUGUUUAGCCAGGAAGGAAGAUGUUGGCGUUGGUUCUGGUGUUUCUUUUCUGCAAUUCCUUGUCCGCCGAAGUUAUAAACUGUAAAGGAUGUGUGCCUUUAGACUCCUAUUCAUUUGACAAAAUUAUUUCGAGGUUUAAAGCAUCAGUGAUAAAAUUUGAUGUUGCAUACCCUUAUGGUGAAAAGCAUGAAGAAUUUGCAAAAGUCUCCCAUGCUACCCAUGACAUUCCUGACCUGCUUAUUGGUGAAGUUGGUGUGAAGGACUAUGGUGAAAAAGAAAACUCUGAUCUUGCUGAACGUUUCAAAGUCACCAAAGAUGAUUUUCCAGUUGUGAAAUUAUUUCUGCAGGGGAAGGAAGAGCCAGUUACUUUCACAGACACAGAUUUCACUGCAGACAAUAUAAAGAAAUUCAUCCGCAAAUUUUCAGGAAUCCAUAUAGGAUUACCUGGAUGUUUGGAAACUUUUGACAAACUAGCAGCAAAGUUUUCAGAAACAAAUGAUAAAGAAGCAAAGAAAACAAUUUUGAGAGAAGCAGAAGAUGAGUGGGACAAGACAAAAGGUAAGGUAGAUCAGCAAAAAGCAGAAACCUACGUCAAAAUGAUGCGAAAAGCCCUGGAGAAAGGGGACGAGUUCAUUCCCAACGAAAUGAAGCGAGUUCAAAAUUUGGCAAAAGGCAAGCUGAGUAAAGAAAAGAAAGAGGAAAUGCAACAUCGACUUAAUAUCUUGCAGUCAUUCACACACGAUGAACUAUAAUAUCCUAUUCGGAUAUCAGCUAUCAGCAGAAAGACUGAGAUAAGGCAAACAUUCCAGCACAACAAAACAAGAAUGUGAAUAGUUUGGUUGAGUGACUUGUAUGUAUGACAGUAGUGAUAAAAUUAUGUGUAAACAUGGUACCACUCUUCAGAAAUGUUACUUGCUCAGUGGUGUAAUUAAAUUUUAAAAAGUUCUAUAAAAUUACCAUACUUUUAAAUCAUUGCUUUUUAUUGAUACAAAUUGUGUUCAGAAAGUUAUAUUGUAUAAGCUACCCAUAGCAUAAGCUAAAAGGUAAAUACUAGUAGGUAAUUUUGGUGCAAUACGGAAGAUGUCUCACCUUUUCAUGUUUCUUUAAAGCCAUAAACACAUUACACUUUUCCUUUUAAUUAUGGCCUGAUUUGUAUGUGUUUUUGCCUACUCUGUAUGUUUCCAUUACUGUUACGUGUAGCAGACUCCUACAAAGAUGGAAUGGUUGUGGUUUUGUUUUCAAGAACAUGUGUAUUUGCUGUUUAAUAUGUGCAAAUUGGCUGUUAGUUGUUUUUGUUGCAGUUUGUAUUUUUUAAAUACAAUGGAUUUAAAAGA